AUGCGCCGUAUUAUUGGGUCGUUUGAGCCUCAGGCGAUCCCGCACACGCUUGGAGACGACACACCUGCGCCCCUGUGGAGGGGGGAUUCGCGCGGCGAUCCAGGAGACAUAGCAUCCACUCUGCACGAGAACAAGAUAUUCGGCAAGUUUUUGUGGCGUGUGGAGAAGCAGAAGAGCGAGGAGUACAUCUUCGAGACUGCCAGGAGGAGGGCAGUGCGGCACCUCGGUGCGUACAAGGAGUAUGUCGUCGACCACCUCCCUUGCGUCAAAGCCUAUGUCGAGUUCUACGCCUUCCCGGACGAGGCAUAUUCGCGAGUUUAUGAAGCUACCUUUGGAUGGCUGCUUGGUGCCCCGACUGGAAUCGCUGCUGAAUGGUUGGCUCCGAUCAACGACCUCCCACCAGAGGAGUACCCUCGUGCACUCUGGCAACUCAUUCGCUGUCAUUUUCUUCUCUGGCAAAUUGGUAUCGCGCAUGGCGACAUCAGUCCGUCGAACCUGAUGCAGCGUCGUUGUCCGGAUGUGUCUCCCAUCUUGACCCACUUCAAAUACGACGACGACACAGCUCGCUUUGACCAUUGA
Messenger RNA from Coprinopsis cinerea okayama7#130, 579 nucleotides. RefSeq lists its product as hypothetical. The coding region runs from base 1 to 579 and encodes 192 amino acids. The transcript has 3 exons. The record is from RefSeq and is a predicted model, not a curated record. NCBI's taxonomy places the organism in Eukaryota, Fungi, Basidiomycota, Agaricomycetes, Agaricales, Psathyrellaceae.